Platichthys flesus (European flounder) is the source of this 1441-nucleotide messenger RNA. It is a transcript of the gene commd5, whose product is annotated as COMM domain containing 5. Lineage: Eukaryota; Metazoa; Chordata; Actinopteri; Pleuronectiformes; Pleuronectidae. Gene Ontology annotation, cellular component: nucleus. The transcript has 7 exons. The record is from RefSeq and is a predicted model, not a curated record. Bases 128 to 754 code for a protein of 208 amino acids.
GAGGCGGAAGCUGUCACAUAAACAGAAGAGUAGCAGAAAAGGAGGAUAGCUCUUCUUCUUCUUCUGUAAAUGUAGCGUUUAUUCCCCCUGUUUUUUGUGUGAAUUGUACACUAGUGUGUGCUUAGUCAUGGCCUCCAGAGACACCAGCUUUCUAGGAGGCAGGAUACCACCGGAAAUUGAGUCUAUGUCGAAAAGCCUGAAGGAUGUGGACCACGAAACGUUCAGAAGAAUUUUGAAAGCUGUGGUCAGUGCCCUGGAGGGGAAGGACAGCAGGGAUGUGAUGAAGGCGAUAGCAGAGAGCAGCACCGUUCCACAGGAGAGACUCAGCCACAUCAUAGCUGGCAUGUACCGAGUGCUGUCCGAGGCCAUCCGCAUCCCCACAGCAUCCCUCAAACAGGAGGCCUUCAAAGACGAUCUCAGAGAAUUAAGGAUACCUGAAGACUUUAUCACAGAUUUCUCCAGUGUGGUGUUUGGAAAUCGACGUGCAGCUCUAGAGGCAGCGACCUCCCAGAAUGAUCCUCACCUACCCACGAUAGAAAACUUUAAAUGGAGAGUGGAUGUUGCCAUUUCUACAAGCUCUUUAUCCAGGGCUCUGCAGCCUUCUGUACUGAUGCAGAUGAAACUGUCAGACGGGAGUUUAAGUCGCUUUGAGGUGCCUGUGUCUAAGUUCCAGGAUCUCCGUUACAACGUGGCGUUGAUUCUCAAAGAAAUGAACAAUCUGGAGAAAAGGAGCAUUCUCCAAAUCCAGGACUAAUGCACCAUGUGGGGGUUUUAGGAAAUCAAACCAUCUUUUCUACUUGACUAUAUUCUGAGAUUUUAUGGAAAUUUACUAAAGACACACACACACCCGCACACACACACACACACACACACACACACAUAUGCUCUGUUAGCGUUUGCAUCCAACAUACCUGACUGUCCGUGUCAGGGGAUCAAAACAGCGCAGGUAGAAUCGUCAUCAGGCUGCACCACAUGAAUAACGAAGAGACUGUUUUGUGUGUUUCAACCUGUGUGUAAAACAUAUCUAUGGAUCAGACUGUAUUGUUUGUUUACUUGACUUUGGUUGUUAUCACUUUAAAUUUCCAUUAUUCAGUUUAGUCACCAGUUUAUCUGAGACGGCUGCCAAGCUCCAUUGUUUCUCGACACACGAGUGCAGCCAAGUGAAAUCUUAGACCCUCUCACUUGGCCACUUAGACAGGCGUCAUGUGAUCCGCUCUUUUGCUUUAGACUGAAAUUCGGUUCAGAUGCUCCUGAACUUUGAGAACGAAGAAAGUGAUUAUUUGUUCAUGUUUUUUUACCCGGGACAGUAAAAAAAACACUGUUGUAUAAAAAGUAAAAUUAUGAUGAUUGUCCUGUUAUUUCUUAUGUGUUGUUCAUGAUAACAUCAAGAAUGUUUACAUCUGUAACCACAUUUACCUAAUAAAAUCGAUCUGUUAUUGUC